Paramormyrops kingsleyae is the source of this 4962-nucleotide messenger RNA. Lineage: Eukaryota; Metazoa; Chordata; Actinopteri; Osteoglossiformes; Mormyridae. The record is from RefSeq and is a predicted model, not a curated record.
CUUUAUUUUUUUAACAGAUAUCGGCCGAUACUGAUAUGUUAACUGAUAUUUUAUGCAUCUCUACUUAUUUUGCAGGUAAAUCUCUGCAUUAAGUAGCACACUCUAUCCUGUGUCGGUCUGCGGGUCCCUGGUCUUCAGACAAAAAAGUCCAUAAUGGCUGAGGAAAGUGAAAAACGACCAAUUGAAAGUUGGACAGAAUCCGAUGUGAGCACCUGGUUAAGGUCCAUAAAAAUAAACGAGAAAUAUAUUCAGAAAUUCCAAGAGGAAGAAGUCAAUGGGGAUGUCCUCUUACAAGCAACUGAAAAAUAUCUGAAAAACAAGAUUGGAAUGAAAUCUGGACCAAUCCAUCUUCUGAUGACCAAAAGAGAUGAGCUCACCAAUUCUUCUCCAGCUGCUAAGCCUCAAGACGUCGCUGCAGAGAAAAGUGAAAAUCAGUCAAACCAGCAAGAGCAGUGUGAUUUAAGUGAGAAAGGAAUCAAAGUAAAAUCAAAAACCAAAAAAAAAAAAGCUUCUCUGAGUGGGUUAUCUGCGAAAAGAGACUGCAGGCCUCGGCCUUUUGGCAAAGAUGGGGUUAACUUCACAUAUGCAAAGCACAACGUGUUGAAGCCUGAAUCAGGAGUUGUUGAUAUGAUUUCUCCUUGUCAUGAAUACAAGUCAUUUGAAAUUGCUGCUGAUUUGGACAAUCAGAGGUUACAAGCCAAACUUGCCAAAGAAACUUUCAAAUUCGCCUGUGGAUGUAUGAACAUGCGAACAAAUGGCACAAUACACUUCGGUGUCAUGGACAGUGUAAACGACUCUGGUUAUGUUCAUGGUGAGAUAAUAGGUAUUCCUAUUAAAGAUAAAGAUGUUUAUGUUGAUGCAUUAGACUACAUGAAUAAGUGCUUUAAAUCUGACAGUGACCUCGCAGCAGAAUGUAUUCGCCCACCAGAGUUUAUUGAAGUUUCAGACACUGACAGCACAGAAAAAUAUUAUGUGGUAGAAAUUGACAUUGUACCAAAAAUAAGUAUCGUGUGCAACAAACUGUUCUCUGUCUGUCUGCCGAAUUUCAAGGAAAAUUCAAACAAGGUGGAAUAUGAAAAGAAAACAAUGUACUGUAGAAAUGGUUCCAAAACAGAACCAAUCAGCAAUCAGGAAGAGUUCUACUCCAGCCUAAGACACAGAGAUGAGCUUAGAAAAGAAGCGGAAAAUGACCAUACUGUUCCAGAUGUGAGUGUUGACCUUGGAAGGAAACUGGCAAUGUUGAUCACUGAUGGAAAAGGGAAAAUUGAAAAGGAAAAGUGGCACAUUGUUGUUACAAACAGAUUUCAGGAAGAACAUUUGAAAUGCAUUGACUUUUUACUGGAUCUGAAAAUUUUAUGUGUGUUUGACUUCGACCCCAACUCUAAAGCAUCUGGAUUAUGCAAGAAAUACCUUGAGCACCAUGCAGCAAAUUUGCAUUUCUUACAAAACUACAAAAUGCCAGAUGAAAUGAGCAUUAAAGACUUUGAAGGUGAAUUGCAUUUGUUUGAACAGGUCAGCUGGAUUUUUUGCAAUGGACGAAAUGAUUUCCGUGGAAACGAGACUCCCUGUGAUGAAAUGACAUGGAUUAAAACUAGAAAGUCAUUUCUAAAGGAGGCAGUGCGUCUGAUCUGUAAACAAAUCUUACCAAACGGCACUUUCUCUGUGAUUUUCUUUCUUACCUCUCCAGUGGAGCUACCGAUCGUUCACACUUUCCAUGAGUUCUUUGCUGAAAUGCAAGGUCAUGAUGAUAUCAUUUGCAUUUCAGAGUCUGAGGAAAAUUACAGCAAAUGGGAAGGUUUUGCUCAGUCAUCUUGCACUGCUGAGACUGUGCAGUCUAAGAGUGUUUCAGGGAUGAAAAUGAGCCAUAUCAAUGCUACAAUUCAGCAGCUUCAGCCCUCCAGAACAAGGGUCGUCAAGCAUCUUUCUGUCUUCAGUAAAGGUGUUUGUCAACUUGAAAAGGUUGAAGAAGAAAGAAUGUCUGCAAUAGAAAUUCUGAGCGUUGAGCAGUGUGAUGAUACCAAAAUUGAUUCUGAGGCUGAAAUCAAAAACAUUGAAGAGAAUUUUUAUCGAGGGGGUAAAGUGAGUUGGAUGAAUUUUUGGUUGUCAGAGAAGAAACAUGUUGGGGACUUCAUUCAGAGAGAUACAUAUAAAGAAAUUUCCAAACGUAUCAGUGACCUUCCCAAGUGGAGUUUCGAACAACCAGCUGUUUAUGAUCUUAGAAUAUACCACCAACCAGGUAGUGGUGGAAGCACUGUUGCACGGCAAGUGCUCUGGAAUAACAGGAAAAACUUCAGAUGUGCAGUGGCAAGACACUCAUUCUCUGCUUCAAAAGUGGCUGAACACGCUGUGAAGUUGCGAGAGUAUGAGGAAGCUGAUGCACAGAAAUGUCUUCCAGUUCUUUUGCUGGUUGAAGAUUUUGACACAGAAUACCUUGAAGAUCUAAGGAGAGAGCUUGAAUUGGCCGUAAGAACUCAGAAGAUCAAGCCAGGGACACUGUGUUUUAUUUUACUAAGCUGCAGACAAUCACGUGAACCAGAAAAAAUGUGCAAGGAGUCACCCUCACAGAAUUUUUCUGUGACUCAUAAACUGUCAGCGGAAGAGAAGAAAGAGUUUGCACGAAAAAAGACUGAAGUUGAAAAGCAAUAUUCAGCUGAUUACAUCAUAACCUUUGUUUUGAUGAGUGAGGAAUUUAACAAACAAUACAUCAUCAAAUUUGUGAAAGAUUUACUUGAUGGCAUUAACCAUGAAGAUGUUGUCACUCAUCUCAUUCAUUAUGUAGCAUUACUCAAUACAUAUGUGCAAAACUCCUAUCUCUCUCAGUCCCACUGUGAAGCUCUACUACUACUAACCAUGCAGACAAAUAUGCAGACAAGUACAGGACAAAAACACACAGACAGAUUCCGAAGGCAUUUGUUUGAAUCAUCAUUAAGCGAGCAGGCCAAAGUUCUUUUCAUCCAUCUGAGAGAUGAGAAGACUCAUAUUCAAAGCAUACGCAUCCUUCAUCCCUUAAUUGCUGAAGAAGUUCUUCGGCAACUUUUGGGCAAUGACCAACAGCAGAGUGACAUAGCCAUGAAACUGCUCAAAGAUGAUGUGCUUUUUCAGAACAAUUUUGGAAAAGAGCAUUACUAUAGAUUCCUGCGUGACCUCUGCAUGAGGCGCAACAAGAUCAGUAAAGGAGACAAGUCUGACACUUCAUUUUCUCCUCUCAUUGAACACAUUUUGAAGAAGGAAAACCUGGAAAAGGCCUUUGAGAUCCUGAAAGCAGCCUACACACGGUUUAAUGAAGAUCCCUUCUUUGCUCAGCACCUUGCACGGUUGUGUUACACAUACAAAGAGUUUCUGGAAGCCAACAAAUGGGCAAAUGUAGCAGAGAAAAAGAUGCCAGGCCACUCCUAUAUCUUAGAUACAAAGGGCCAAGUGUUCAAAAGAUGGUUUAAUGACAAACGUAAAAAUCUUAACAGUAACUUGACUCCAGAAAACACAGCAGAUGCAAUUUCAACAGCGUUAGACGCAAUUGAAUGCUUCAGAACUUGUGAGGUUGCAGCCGAUUUGGAGCAGGACUCCUUGAAUGAUUCAGGCUACUUCUCAGAAAUUGAAGUAGAAUGUGAUCUUUUGGAUCUCAUUUUGAAAGUGUUUCCACAUGGAGAAAAGGGCCACUAUGAAUGUAUGCAGUAUUUAGUGACAGAUCACAUUCCAGAAAGGGUGAAAAAGCCAUGGGAGUGUUUUCACAGUAAACUGAAAUUCAUUCACAAGAAUAUGCAUGAUGCCCUCAUGAGAAUUUCAGAAGAUCUGAGCUACUUUCAGACUGACAUCAGUUCAGAUGGUGAUGAAAAAUACAACUCUGACCUGAGAAUAAGGAAUCCAAUAAAAUGGCUUGCGACAAAAACUACCUGGUAUGGAAAAUUUUUCAGAGACGUAGAGUUGCCCUCCAAAGAUCAAAAUCAAUUAUCAACACGCAUGAAAAUUUGUUCUCUUGGAGGUGAUAAUAUUACUAGCAUCUUUUCUCUUUUGUCUGAAAAGAAACAGGACCAACUAGAAUCCAUCAUUACCAUAUACGGUGGGCUGAAGAAGCUUGAUCAAAUGGAACUGGCCAAUUACAUAGCAUCUCAGAUAGCCUUAGGGAGUGUUUCAAGUGCAUCCACUCCUUCUAAACUCAAGGAGCUUCAAGCGCGCAGCCAGCAGUUCCCUCUGGACAGAGACAGAUGUCACCCCAAUGCCCUCUUCUUACUCACAUUGCUUUUCUGGCCAGAGGAUGACGACACCAAUCAGGAGAGGGAUAACAAAUAUGAAAUCCUUAUGUCUGCUGUGGAUGUUCUGAAACAAAGCUACAACAACAGAAGGAAAAAUGUGCCUCACAAAGAGCUGAGAGUUUUCACUCAUUUCUACCUUGGCAAAGGAAAGGGCCUGAGUAAGAUUGUGCAUAAAAGUAUGAUGCGGGCCUUUAAAACAUUCACAGUGUCACAAAAAAGAAUUAAGUGGUUUGAUGGAUAUAUCUGGAAAAUGCCAGAGAUUGUGCUCAUGCUGAAACGUGUUCAAGGCUGGACGGCACAUGGAAAUGUCUAUAUCAAAGGCUGUAAAGGGAAGGAGAUCAAGAUACUUGCCCUGAACUCUGAUUCAGUACCUGAUGGUAAUGAGAAUGUUGAAUUUUACGUGGGAUUUACAUUUCAAGGACCUGUUGCUUGUGGUAUCACUGUCUGUGAUGACAAAGAGACACAGGGACCAGGUUAGAAAUCAUAGUGUAGGAAAAUUAUAUUAAUGUUGUGUUUCAUCCGUGAAAUGUACCACCCACAAACGUUUACAUUUGUAAUAGUUACAUAAUGUUUGUAUGACUCUUCAUUGAAUAGCUGUAAAUAUGUAAAUAUUGUUUUGCACAUACAACCACCCACAGGUUUGUAAUUAUAUAUUUGUGGGGACUCCACAUUCAUUUCUAUGGGGAAAACUCUAAUCAUAACAUGGCAACCU